GUCUGGAUUAAUUGAAGAUGAAGAGAAUAUUCGGUGCGAAAAACAACAAAGAGCCUCCACCGUCCAUUCAGGAUGCUUCUGAUCGGAUCAAUAAAAGAGGAGAGUCAGUGGAAGAUAAGGUUAAGAGGCUUGAUGCUGAGCUUUGCAAAUACAAAGACCAGAUCAAAAGGACCAGACCUGGUCCUGCUCAAGAAGCUAUCAAAGCACGAGCUGUGCGAGUUCUCAAACAAAAGAAAAUGUAUGAAGGACAACGUGACAUGCUGUACAAUCAGACUUUCAACCUUGAUCAAGUUUCUUUUGCUGCUGAAGGCCUCAAAGAUGCUCAACAAACUAUGACAGCGUUGAAAUCAGCUAACAAGGAGUUGAAAGGAAUGAUGAAAACCGUCAAGAUCCAGGACAUAGAUAACUUGCAAGAUGAGAUGAUGGACUUAAUGGAUGUGAGCUCCGAAAUUCAAGAUUCACUGGGUAGGAGCUACAAUGUUCCUGAUGACAUUGACGAAGAUGACCUCAUGGGUGAGCUUGAUGCACUUGAAGCUGACAUGGGAAACGAGACUGAAGCAGACGGAGUGCCUUCCUAUCUCCAACCCGACAAGGAACCGGAUCUUGAUGAGGAACUUGACUUGCCUCCUCCCCCACCAGGAAGGACAACCACAACAGGAGCUCAACCUGAACGAGCUGCGCAAAAGGCUGAGGAUGAAUGGGGAUUACCUGCGGUGCCACGUGCUUCACUUCGGGGUUAAAAUUCACACUUUCUGCUUGUGUGCAUACAAGAAUAUUCAUCUCCAAGCGUUUUCACUUGUGAAAGCUACUAUUGUUUUUUAUAAAUCCCUUACGCAUGUGAUCAUACGUUUUGUGCAUAACAGUCUCAUAAACAUUGGAUCCUCGAUUUGGUUAUGGUUAGUUAUGUAUGAUCUGUUUCUCACAAACAUGCAAUUCUUAUCAAACUAUUGAUGUAAUGAAGGCAAAUUUUGGUUUAA
Molecule: messenger RNA, 977 nt
Organism: Brassica oleracea var. oleracea
Lineage: Eukaryota; Viridiplantae; Streptophyta; Magnoliopsida; Brassicales; Brassicaceae
Product: charged multivesicular body protein 5-like
Exons: 7
Coding region: 18-740 (240 amino acids)
Biological process (GO): vesicle budding from membrane; late endosome to vacuole transport via multivesicular body sorting pathway
Cellular component (GO): multivesicular body
Source: RefSeq, a predicted model, not a curated record